Molecule: messenger RNA, 1623 nt
Organism: Dendronephthya gigantea
Lineage: Eukaryota; Metazoa; Cnidaria; Anthozoa; Malacalcyonacea; Nephtheidae
Product: lysosome-associated membrane glycoprotein 1-like
Exons: 5
Coding region: 104-1483 (459 amino acids)
Cellular component (GO): membrane
Source: RefSeq, a predicted model, not a curated record
GAAUAAAGGCCUUUCGGGAAAUUGCAGUCUUUUUGUGACGGCUUUCGUUUGUGCUUCUUCUGUGUUAAAAGUUCCUGCUGAUUUAUACUUCUUCUAUUAAAAGAUGGAACGAAUAACAGUCUUCUUUAUGUUGUCGAUACUGGCUUUGGGAGCUUCUGCCCAAUCAUCAUCAAAUGCUCCUCUUGUCCAAUCAUCAUCGAAUGCUCCUGCUGUCCAAUCAUCAUCGAAUGCUCCUGCUGUCCAAUCAUCAUCGAAUGCGCCUGCUGUCCCAUCAUCAUCGAAUGCGCCUGCUGUCCAAUCGUCAUCGAAUGUGCCUGCUGUCCAAUCAUCAUCGAAUGUGCCUGCUGUCCAAUCAUCAUCGAAUGUGCCUGCUGUCCAAUCAUCAUCGAAUGUGCCUGCUGUCCAAUCAUCAUCGAAUGCUCCUGCUGUCCAAUCAUCAUCGAAUGCUCCUGCUGUCCAAUCAUCAUCGAAUGCUCCUGCUGUCCAAUCAUCAUCGAAUGAUCCUCUUGUCCAAUCAUCCUCAUCAGUUUUUACUGUCCAAGCAUCCCCAACACAAAUGCCUGGAAAGUCUACACAAACCGCAAGCAUUACAGCUAAACACUCCAACAUUGUUUCAACCACGGCAUCACCAACUCGAUCUCCUACCCCACCUUUACCUUCAGUGAUGUCAUCGCAUUCAAUGGUAGCCAAAUCAUCACCUGUGUCAUCCAUCUCGACGCCCUUUAAACCCUUUAUCACACCUUCACGAACAGCGCAAAUUGCUUCUGAAACAGUUCAUUUAUAUGACAAUGGCAGACCAUGCCUCUUUGCUAGAGUGAAAGCUGAUUUUGUGAUCUCCUAUAAUACAACAAACACCACGCGGGUAAAUGGCACUUCAACGAACACAACUGUAGUAACAAUGACAAAGAUACCAUUGAAUGGUUUAAAUGCAACAAUAAAUAUUACUGGAUCCUGCAGUUUUGAAAGUGGACUUGCUCAUUUUGUAAUGAGAUGGAAUGAACGGGGAAAUACUUUAGGACCACAACAUAAAUUUGCAAUGCAUUUCAAGCGAAAGAUAAAUGAAACAUACGAGUGGACGGUACCAAGUGUUAGUGCUGUGUUUAACACAAGUGAUGCUUAUGCAUUUCCUAAAAAACCUACGCCGUCGGAGAGAGAGGUGAAAGCGAACGCUAGUGGAUUGAAAUUCUUUGGAGUAGGAAAUAAUAAUUCAAACUACUUCUGUAAUGCGGAACGAGAUCUUGCCAUGAGUUCUGGUGUUACCGCAAAGUUCAAGGACGUUGUCUUACAACCGUUCUCAUCACAUCCGAAACCAGUAUCCAAUGGGCGUGAUUGUGCUGCGGAUAAAUCAAGUGGUGAUGAUGACGACGAUGAUAACACUGUCCCAAUUGCCGUCGGAGCAGCUCUUGGUGGACUGGUUCUAAUUGUUUUAAUUGCAUACGUAAUUGGCAGACGUCGUUCUACGAGUGGUUACGAGCAAGUUUAAUUAUAUGAUAUAAAGUAGCAUUUAUCAUAGAUAUUUUCCAAAACAACUCAGUUUUGCAGCAAUUUGUAGUGUUUUAAAAGUGAAUGUAAAAACUGCACUAUAUUCUCUGUGCCUUAUUUUAUAGAUGAUUACUUAUUUUU